Molecule: messenger RNA, 1032 nt
Organism: Purpureocillium lilacinum
Lineage: Eukaryota; Fungi; Ascomycota; Sordariomycetes; Hypocreales; Ophiocordycipitaceae
Source: RefSeq, a predicted model, not a curated record
AUGGAUCCCUCGUCGGAGCCUCCUCGGCCACCGCCGGCGGACGCAGCGCCCACCGAUGCCGAGGCGAUGGCGGCGUCUCACCUUGCCAGAUUUGAGUUUAGCGAGCAGGGCACCAAGAUACUCAUGGUCGAGUGGCAUCCUGGCGACGCUGCUGCCUCUGCUGCCUCUGUUGCCCGGCCCGAUAGCAGCCCUCGACCCGCCGCGGCCCCCAAACCCGACCCGGACCCGGCCUCGACCCCUCCGCACCGGCUGGACCGCCCGGCCCUGGACUCGGCCGCCGCCUGGGAGGUGUCGUGGCCCGGGAAGUCGACCGUCCUGCCCGCCCGUGACACCGACCAGGACGUAACCGGCGCCUGUCGCCGCGUCUACUUCCUCCUGCCUCAGGAGGCUCCCAUCCCGCCGGCCGUCACCAUCGCCCGACCCGGCCGACCAAGCUUGGUAGUCAAACCGCUCCCCGCCAUCUUCCCGGAGGGCUUCGACGCGGAUGCCGGGGCCAGAGGCGUGCUUCACACCUUGUGGGCCAAGAAGCGCCUAUCCGAGCUGGAACGCGAGAUGGAAGCCGAGCUCAGAGCCAACGCGGAGAGCGUCGGGCUCGAGAUGGCCUUGGCCGAGAAGAAGUGGAUAGUCGACAACUUCUUCCGCCCCUCGCCGCCGCCGUCGUCGACGGUGCCACUGUCUCCGCGAUCACCUGUACCGGGACGGUUGGGAGACAAGCUCAAGGGCCUCAAGCUGGCCACAUCUGCUGCCGACCUAGUCCCUAGCCCGACAGCCAAUACGUUUACCGGCGCCGGUGUGAUGUCCCACACACUGUUGCCCCAGACCGGCGACGUCGCCGUCCCGUCCUUCUCGGCCAUAGCCCGCGGAAACGGAAACGGCAACGGCCACGCUGCGGCAGUGUCCCUCGACGCAGCUGUCAAGGGUGUCUUGCCGCCGCCGCAUGUUGGCCCUGGGGACGGGGAGGACGACCUCUUCGCUCUCCCCAUCAGCCCCAGGAGCCCCGACAUGAAGAAGAGCCCCUUUAGCAUCCUAUGA